AUGUCUGAUUCGAUUCCGUCAGUAGAACUCUUUUUGAGGGCUGCUCCAUCAAAUAAGAAGGAGAAAGGUGCAUGCCUCGUUGGUCAGCAAUGGAUGAUGGUUCUACGUACGCUUGAAAAUAAAGGACUCAUCAAACUUAAAGUCACUCCUACUUCACUGGAUAGUCCAUCGGAAAAUUACACCAAGCUUAAUGCUGCUAGAUUACUUCCUAUUGCUUGGAUAGAGUCUGGACAAUUGGAAGGGGAAAAUGCUGCAGGAACGGUCAUUCCGUCCUCUGGUUCUUUAGAAACACUUAUGCACCAACUAAAAGAACCGAACUUAAACGCAGCUCUAAGCAAGGAUGAAGUCUUUAAGGUCGAAAAAAUAUGUGAAGAUUUGUACAAAAACUUCAUGCACUAUGUAAGGAAUAAUGUGAUCAAACCCUUGCAGUCAACAUUGUCAAACAUAGAUUCCUAUUUGGCAUCACAAAAAGGCGCGUAUUUGCUUGGAAACGAAUUAUCUUAUGUGGAUUGCCAGCUCAUGCCUAGAUUGCAGCAUAUUCGUGUCGCCGGACGAGCGUACAAAAACUUCGACAUUCCUGAAAACCUUGGUCAUUUGUGGCACUAUAUCAAAGAGAUGUAUAAUACAGAUUGUUUCAUGGAUUCCUGUCCAUCUGAUCGAGAUAUACUGAUGCAUUACGAAGAGCGAGAUCCUCUCCCAAAGGAUAUUCGUCCAAGUCUUCUCGGACCGGACCGCCUUCACAGUAUUCCAUCAUCCGUACUAAUCUCGCACGAAAACGGAGAUGACGAUUAA
Molecule: messenger RNA, 792 nt
Organism: Echinostoma caproni
Lineage: Eukaryota; Metazoa; Platyhelminthes; Trematoda; Plagiorchiida; Echinostomatidae
Source: the annotation of a GenBank genome assembly